Messenger RNA from Aspergillus pseudotamarii, 1563 nucleotides. RefSeq lists its product as uncharacterized. Bases 205 to 1236 code for a protein of 343 amino acids. The record is from RefSeq and is a predicted model, not a curated record. The transcript has 7 exons. Lineage: Eukaryota; Fungi; Ascomycota; Eurotiomycetes; Eurotiales; Aspergillaceae.
UCUUCUUCUCCCUCACAGGCCCCCCAGAACUCUUACCCUGCACCCCCUCUUUUCUUCUUCUCUUUCGCUCUUUCUCUUCUUGAUUACUUCAUUCAAUCCCUCCACGAUACAAGUGGUGCCUAUUUUAAUCCUCCCUUUCACCUUUCUCUUUUCUGUAAUUUCUUAUCUUACCCAGCGUCAGGGCUGCACAAACAUCUUUCCGACAUGGCCGACAGCACCAGACCCGGCGAUGUGAGCUAUCCCGACACCAAUGGAAGCAGUAUCAAAAAUGCCGUAACUAAUGGGCCCGUUGUUGAUCACAUCAAGUCGGAAGCAGCCCGUACCGAACAAGAGCUACGCGAAUUGAAAAACGCUCGUGUGACGCCCUCGACCACAACUGCGACCGGCCAACACCUGACUUACUACCACUCCCUGUUGUACAGCCUCCUGAGCUGGGAACAACCCCGAGCUACCGCUGCUUCGUUUGCGACCGUCGUGACUUUUAUUUUCGCCGCCCGUUACCUGCCUCUGCUCCGCUGGUUCUUUAAGUUCAUCUACGUGGCUUUAGGAUUCACCGCUGCCGCGGAGCUCGGUGGUCGACUCGUGCUGUCGCAGGGCCUCGCAAGCUCGUUCCGCCCUCGGAAAUACUACACCAUCCCGAAGGAGACCAUCGAGGGAGUCUAUGAGGACCUCGAGCAGCUCCUGAACUUCGUUCUCCUCGAAUUCCAGCGCAUCCUGUUUGCCGAGAACAUCGUCCACACGGUCGCUGCGUUCGCGGCCGCCUUCAGCGCCUAUUGGUUGAUCAAAUGGCUUCCAUUCUGGGGCCUGUCUCUGAUCGCCGUGAUUAUCGCUUACAUUGGACCUCUGGUCUACAUGAACAACCGUGAAGUCAUCGAUGCACAGAUUGAGCACAUCCAAGAAGUUGUUAACUCCCAGGCCCACCAACUGAAGGACCUUGCUGAGGAACGGACCUCCCAUGCGACGGGCUUGAUGAAGCAGUACGUGGAUGACUACAGCGCCAAGGCCCAGGGAUAUAUCGGCCAGCGUCGCUCCGUAUCGCCGCAGAUGGCCAAGGUUUCCACCCCGGAGCCCGUGAUCAAGAAGGAGAUCGACACCGAGCCCGCAUUUAAGACUACGGAUUUCCCGGAGGCACCCAAGGAGGAGCCCGUGGCUGUGAAGGAGGAACCCGUGGCGGUGGCGGAGUCGAUUGAGCAUCCUGCCGUGAACGCGGAGAAGGAGCCCCUCCUGGCGGCUUAAGAUGCCUCGGCCAUUUUAUGUCUUGCUCGAUCGGCCACCCCACCAAUGAUCGAAUCGGGCGAUGGGGAUGCUGAUCGCGCAAGGGCUUCCUUAUUCGGCACUGUUUUGUGGGACACGCCCGACCAAAAUUGUACUGAAUGUUGAGGUAUAAGGAUGGAAAAAUAGGCGUGUACGAUGGUAUGAUGCGGCUUGAAGGUUUGACUUUUUAAAAUUCUCUAUUGCGCCGAAGAUAUUGUCUUUUCUUUUUCCCCAUUUCGUUUUUCAGCUCGACACCAUUUUCAUCUUUAUUCUCGUUCGUACCUUCGGCCUUUGUAUGUACAUCUUUGA